Messenger RNA from Prosopis cineraria, 1926 nucleotides. RefSeq lists its product as uncharacterized. Bases 1 to 1926 code for a protein of 641 amino acids. The record is from RefSeq and is a predicted model, not a curated record. The transcript has 5 exons. Gene Ontology annotation, molecular function: protein binding. NCBI's taxonomy places the organism in Eukaryota, Viridiplantae, Streptophyta, Magnoliopsida, Fabales, Fabaceae.
AUGGCAGCAAGGCAGGUAAUCAAGCAAGAACAGAGUCUGUGUAAAGCAGUGUUGGCACAAAGAUGGGAUGAAGUUAUAGAGUUAUACAAGUCUCAUCCUCAGAUUCAGGCCGCGAAGAUCGCCAAAUCGCAGGACACUGCAUUGCACGUGGCUAUCAGUCUGGGCGCACCAGAAAACAUCAUUAUAAAGCUGGUCGAUGAGAUUGAGAAUACCAACGUUAACGACGUCCAAGUUGCCAGACAAACCUUGGAAGCUACGAAUGAGCAACAAGACACUCCUCUGCACUGUGCAGCCACGCGAGGUUCUGCCUCCAUAUGUGACCGAAUACUACGCGUUCAUCGAGACUUGGCUUCGAAACCUAACGAGCAAGGAGAGACGCCUCUUUUCCUUGCCGCUCUCAACGGCCACAAACGUACCUUUCUCUAUCUUCAUUGUUUUUGUAAUCGGAUACAGAACACCACUAUUCAGAUGCAGGACACCACCAAUCAGACGCAGAACAUCACCGCCGGCACAAAUAAACCAUGCUGGAGGAGGACUAAUGGUGACACUAUACUUCACUUCACCAUUCAAAGAGAAUACCUUGAUCUUGCACUUCAGAUCAUUCAUCUGUAUAAAAAGCAGAAGAUCGUUGGUGCUAAAGAUAAAGACGGAGAUACUCCUCUUCUUGUCCUUGCCUCCAUACCUUCCGCUUUCAAAAGUGGAACUCCCAUGUCUUUGUGGCAAAGACUUUGUUACAAUUUCUGUAGAGUAGAAGAGCUGAAAACUGAAGUGGACGGGCAAGUUAUUCGAAAUUCUGGCGGGUUGAAAGCUGAUGAUCCAAGAAAGAGGCAUCGAAGACAAGGGUCAAUAAGGAAAAUGAAAGAGAAACAUGUAUGGAGUGCCCAGAUUGUGGAAGAACUCUUACGACGAACUUCUGAGUAUGGCUACCAGAACUUGGAACAACUCUCACAAGGAACUUCUGAGUCCGACGACAGCGAACAUGAUUCAACAAACGAUAAAAAAUCGACACCAUUGUUAGUGGCAAUAACAAAUGGUCAGAUAGAACUGGUGAAGAGAAUCCUUGAAGUUUAUCCGGUGGCAAUCUACGACAAAACCGACCCAAGGAGAAGAAACGUGGUUCUCUUGGCCGUAGAAAAAAGGCAAACCCAUGUGCUCAAGUUAUUGAAGAAUCACCCACUUUGGCAUAUACUCAGAGAGGAUGUGGAUAGCGAAGGAAAUAAUGUAUUGCACAUGGCCUCCCUUCUACUCCAUCAUAUGCCUCGGCAUGUUCAUGGCUCUGUCAUGCAAAUGCAAUAUGAAGCCCUCUGGUUUAAGUACGUGAAAGACAGCAUGCCAGCUUACCUGAGUUCUCAAAUAAACGACGAUCAUAACACUCCAGACGAGGUCUUCGCAAAGGAGCACAAGGACCUCCUCAAAGAAAGCAACGAGUGGCUCAAGGACACCUCUGGUUCUUACGCUAUAGUUGCAGCACUUAUUGUCAGUGUCACCUAUGCUGCAUCGUUCACUGUCCCAGGAGGCACCGAUGACACUGGAAAACCUAUCCUGCGAGGCCAACUUGCUUUCAACGUUUUUGCUUUCUCCGUUCUGGUUGCGUUCUGCUCAUCCAUUACUUCCUUGGCAGCAUUUGUGGCUGUCUUUAGUUCUCGUAAGCAAGCCAUUGAUUAUCUUCGAAGUUUGCCUCUGAAGCUUUGCUUUGGCUUGACUGCGUUCUAUCUGUCCGUUGUCUCCUUGUUGGUCUCUUUCUGCGCGGCGCAUUUCUUUGAACUAGAUCAGAGAAUCAAGCAUAAGAUUAGCCCUUAUGCCAUGAUGUUGAUACCUCUGUGCUUGUACACUUUUGAACAGAUUCCACUGUACUGGAAUCUUCUCAAAACCACUUGUUCCAACGAGCCUCAGCCAAGAUAUGUUGGAGACAAUGUUGCUAUGUAG